UGCAGCGGCGGGCUCGGCUCUCCGCGGCUGCGGCUGUCCCGGGGCGGCCGCGGGGACCUUCCCUGAGGCGCUCCGGUGGCUCCCUCGGCGCCCGCACCGCCGUGACCCGCCCGGUGGAAGGGCGGCGGUGGGUCCCCAGCGCGCCGGUGCCCGUCCGCUCCCGGUGCCUCCGCCCGCGGGCCCCGUCGGGCUUUGCACGGCCAAAAGUUAAAAUGUGUGAUGAUGGUGUCCCAGACCAUUGGCUUAUUGGGGAGAAAUGCCUCGCACCUUGUUUUGAAAAUGGAAAACUUCACAAAGGAACAAUAACUUCUCUUGAAAAGGACAAGAAUGGAAAAUCAUUUGCUGUUGUAUCAUUCUUGGAGUCUGAAGAAAGGAAAAUACUAAUUACAAAACUUUGUAAAAUCAAAGACAGUAGAGGACCCUUGAAGAGCUUAAUAUUUGAUGAGGGUGAUCUGGAAAAGCCAUAUUUUCCUGACCAAAAUGUUCCGUCUCAUGGAGUUGCUUUUAAAUUAUCUGACAAUGGCAAUUUUAUCCCAUAUACAAUUAACAGAUACCUGCGUGAUUAUCAAAGGGAAGGAGUCCAGUUUCUGUAUAGACACUAUGCUAAUAAAAGAGGGUGUAUUCUUGGAGAUGAUAUGGGCCUUGGAAAGACAAUACAGGUAAUUUCAUUUUUGGCUGCAGUGUUGCACAAAAAGGGAACACGCGAAGAUAUUGAAAAUAAUAUGCCGGAGUUUUUACUGAGGACAAUGAAAAAGGGCUCAGAUUGUAACCCCAAGAAGACUUUCCUCAUAGUGGCCCCUCUUUCGGUGCUGUACAACUGGAAGGAUGAGUUAGACACAUGGGGAUACUUUAAAGUCUCUGUCUUACAUGGCAGUAAAAAAGAUGAUGACAUGAGUCGCAUCAAGCAAGGGAAAUGUGAAGUUGCUCUUACAACAUAUGAGAUACUUCGCCUGUAUUUGGAUGAUUUUAACAGUAUAGAGUGGUCUGCUGUGAUAGUAGAUGAAGCACAUAGAAUCAAGAAUCCAAAGGCUCAAAUAACUCAAACCAUGAAGUCAUUAAAAUGCAGUGUUCGCAUAGGUCUUACUGGAACCAUUCUUCAAAAUAAUAUGAAGGAACUUUGGUGUGUUAUGGACUGGGCUGUACCAGGACUUUUAGGUAGCAGAGUACAUUUCAAGAAGAAAUUUUCUGAUCCAGUGGAGCAUGGCCAGAGGCACACUGCAACUAAAAGGGAGCUAGCAACAGGUCGUAAGGCCAUGGUGAAGCUGGCAAGAAUAAUGUCUGGCUGGUUUCUGAGACGUACCAAAGCGCUUAUCAGUGAUCAGUUGCCAAAGAAGGAAGAUAGGAUGGUGUUUUGUUCCCUAACUGAAUUCCAGAAAGCUGUGUACCAGGCUGUGCUAGAGACAGAUGAUGUAACCUUGGUGUUAAGAGCAGGAGAGCCCUGUAGCUGCAAUAGUGGCCGGAAGAGGAAGAACUGUUGUUACAAAGUAAAUGCACAUGGUGAAACGAUUAAGUCCUUGCGCUUCAGUUACCUAAUGAUCCUACAGAAGGUUGCAAAUCAUGCCGCACUGCUGCAGACAGACAACACUAGCAAGCUGCAGGAAGCGCAUAUCAAACGAGUUUGCAGCCAGGUAUUUUCCAGUUUUCCAGAUUUUGUGCAGUUAAGCAAAGAUGCAGCCUUUGAAACUAUUUCAGAUCCAAAAUAUAGUGGAAAAAUGAAGGUACUUCAGCAGCUUUUAAAUAAUUUCCGAAAAAAUAAGGAUAAAGUUCUUCUUUUCUCCUUUUCCACAAAGUUGCUAGAUGUGCUAGAGCAGUACUGCAUGGCAUCUGGGCUAGAUUACCGAAGACUUGAUGGCAAUACAAAAUCAGAAGAUAGAAUCAGAAUUGUAAGAGAGUUCAACAGCCUUCAGGAAAUCAACAUAUGUCUUGUAUCUACAAUGGCUGGUGGACUGGGUCUUAAUUUUGUUGGUGCCAAUGUUGUUAUACUGUUUGAUCCUACAUGGAAUCCAGCAAAUGAUCUUCAAGCGAUUGACAGAGCUUAUAGAAUUGGCCAACACAGAGCUGUUAAAGUGUUCAGAUUGAUAUCAUUGGGAACUGUGGAAGAGAUUAUGUACUUGCGACAAGUUUAUAAACAGCAACUUCACUGUGCAGUGAUUGGAACUGAAAAUGCCAGGCGGUAUUUUGAAGCAGUGCAAGGAUCAAAGGAGCAUCAAGGAGAGCUUUUUGGUAUUCAUAACCUUUUCAAACUUAGGACUCAUGGGUCCUGUCUUACCAAAGACAUACUGGAGAGGGAAGGACGGGUAGAAGCAGGAGUCAUGACAGCAACUACAUGGCUGAAGGAAGAGAAUCGUUCAUGCAGCUCAGAAAAGUAUGAACAACCAGACUGUCAAGAAGAUGGAGAUCCUCGAAGCAUUCAGGCACAAUUAAAAAGAGAAGAAACUGAUUUUUGGGAUGAUUUGAGUGAUGAUGAUGAUGUUCUGGAGAGUUCUGUGAAAAAGUCUGACAGAAGGAAGCCAUGCAGUGAAAAUAGUUUUGUGGUAACAAAGGGACAGCUUUCCUUAAUGCAGUGUGGAUUCUCUAAGUUGUUGCAGAGAGAAAUUGAGACUACCAAAGAAGGGGAUCAUAAUUACAACUCUCAUCAUUCAAGUUCUGAUGAUCACACUAUAAGAAAAAAUGUAAAUAGCAAGCAUGGUGGUUUUCAGAAAUGUCAGACCAGUGUGCCUGUUUUGGAGCAUGGGAAAGCUGUUCUGUCUCCAAAUGGAAGUGAUAAACAAGUUAUGCAUAGAACAGAGUGGCUUGGUUUAUCAGGCUCUGAGGAGGAAGGGGACAGAAAAAAUGAGGAUCAAAGCAUUUUAAAGCAAUGUGACAUAGUCAUGGAAACUGAAAGUAGUUCUGAAGCGGAUGAUGAUGUCAUCUUUCCUACCCAAGUUCAAGUAUGCCAGCAACCAGUGCUUACUAAAGAAGAUGAAAUACAUAGGUCAACAUCUGAAAAUUGUGAAGAGUUAGCAAAAGAAAAAGCUGGGUUUGUGUUUAAGGGAAACAGUAGACAAUUUGGAUUCCACAGUACUGAGUCAAAUUUCACCAUGUCUGUUGAAGAUGUCAAGAAUGACAUAGAUUUGGAAGGAGUGAGUGACGUAAGUGAUGAGUCUGAUGAUAUUGAACUUCCCCAUAAUUCUGAAUCAAGAAAGCUAGGAACUCGGAGUUUUCCAAAGUGGAAAGAAUCUCUGCCACAAGUAAGGAAGCCCUACAGAAAAGGAAAGGAAAGUGGUUCUCAGAAUAUAGAUGAAUUCUCAUCCUCUGAAGAUAACUUUCCAGUUGAGAAAAUUAAUGCCAGGAAGCAAAGCUAUAGGAGUAAACAACAGAGCAGCAGAAUUCAGUUUGGGUCUAAAAUGCUGUGUCCUAUUCAAGAUACCUCUGUUGCACAAAUGAAGUCUAGCAAUUAUGCUAUGCAUAGAACUUCUGGAAGUAAAACUGUAUUUGAGCAUCAAGAGAAAAAUAUUGAAUCAAUGGACAAAUAUUUAGAUGGUGUUCAAGAAGUGGCAUAUAUUCAUUCGAAUCAGAAUGUGGUUGGAUCCAGCAAGGCUGAAAAUCACUUGAGCCGAUGGGCAGUGCACGACGUAUUUGAGUUGAAGCAGUUUUCCCAGCUCCCUGCUAAUGUAGCUGUCUGUAGUGCCAAGACACUGAGGAUGAGAGGAAGAGAAUGCUCAGUUGGAAGUCUAAUAAAUUACUUUGAUUUUUUUGGGGGUGGCUUUUACAUUAUCCAGCUUUGAAAGAGUUGGGAAUUAAACAGCACAGCACCCUCUGUGGGAUUUUUCUGUGGAAGAAAUGUUAAGAUUAAAGAUAGGGUUUUUGAAAUCAAAUUCUGUGCCAUGUUUUUCUGAUUUGAGCCUUGAAAAAUCUUCAGUUUGUCCUGGAUUCGGUUAACAAAAAUCCAGUUGCCAGAGUAUAUUCUGGACACACUGUAGCAUAGGAAUUUGAACAUACAUCAGUUUGCAGACUCUCUUGGGGAGGUGAGCAUAAGCAGUUGCUAUAAUUAAGUCAAACUGUCUAUCUUUAAUGUCUUAAACAUAGAAGUAGAGUUUAUUGGGAAUUCUUAUUUGCAGUAACGGAUAUGUUAAUGGUUUUUGUUGGUCCUGUAGCUUGUUUAAUUGCAUUUAAUAUACACACAAAUCUGGAAUAAAUUCAGAUACAUCUUUCAUAUUUUUUAUUCUUACUACAUAAUGUUUUUAAUCUGCUCUGAUUAUCUGGGUAUUUGGUUGCUUGCUUUGUAAUAAACAUUUGCAAUUUCCUAGACUGAUUUUUAAGAUAAACCACAAGCACAGAGUAAGUCACUGAUGAAUGUGCAGCUUAGUCUUUACAGACACAUUAGCUAUCCUUACAGAAAUUGUAGACAUACGACUGUGUUGUUCUGGGGUGUUGAACAUCCUCAGUGGCUAGAAGAGUUUCUUCCAGUGCUGUUGUUAUACUGUAUUUAAUUAAGCCAUUAGCAGAGUUACCAAGAAUUUUUACACUGGGAAGAUCAAACCAGGCGAAUCAGUAAAAGUAAGGCCUUUUCAAUUCUAACACAUUUGCAUUAGAAUGUUCCUUAUUAGCAGAAAAGUUGGUCAAAAAUACACAAGAGUACGGGAGGAAGGUACUUCUCAAUUGGCAAUGGCUAACAACAUUAUUAAAACCAAAUAAAAAUGAAAGAAAACUUCUAAGAGAGCAUUUUGACUAAAUGUCUGUUGAUCCACCUCUGUUCAAAACUAGUUUGUGGUGCUUAUGUAACUUAAAGCUUAUUAUGUAGAGUUACGUCACUGCAAGUAUUGCAAUUAACUUACCUUGAUUAACUUGUCAAGUUUUUUAAGGUACGCACUUUUCACUCAGAAGCAGCAGUAGUAUCACUUCUCUUGGAGAUCUAAGUAACAAGAAGAACAUCAAAAAUUAGGCUGCCUCUUUUUUCACUUCCUGUUACUCAUUUAUGUAAAGGCACUAAUGUAGAAAUAAAAUAUAGAUGACUCCCUAUUCUUAAAUGUGGAAUUUUGAGCUUUAUGUGGUUUGCUUAAAAGAGAGCUUUGUAGACAACUUUGAAAGGUCCUCUACUUAGAAUUUAAUGCUACUGUUUUUCUUUCUUCAUUACUUUGUAUUUCCUUAGAAGACAUUCUGUGAAAAUAACAUAGUCACUGUUGUGCUUCUGGCCAUCAGGCUUUGCUGAUAAUUUUUCACUUAUUUGCCAUCAGUUGAAGUUAGGGCAUUCACUUUCUGAGCACCUACCUGUUUUAUCACAAAUAAUGCUACUUA
Molecule: messenger RNA, 5277 nt
Organism: Vidua chalybeata
Lineage: Eukaryota; Metazoa; Chordata; Aves; Passeriformes; Viduidae
Gene: ERCC6L2
Product: ERCC excision repair 6 like 2
Exons: 18
Coding region: 213-3767 (1184 amino acids)
Molecular function (GO): ATP-dependent chromatin remodeler activity; ATP binding
Source: RefSeq, a predicted model, not a curated record